Molecule: messenger RNA, 8096 nt
Organism: Hippopotamus amphibius kiboko
Lineage: Eukaryota; Metazoa; Chordata; Mammalia; Artiodactyla; Hippopotamidae
Product: myosin-7B
Exons: 58
Coding region: 74-7951 (2625 amino acids)
Cellular component (GO): myosin complex; cytoplasm
Molecular function (GO): cytoskeletal motor activity; ATP binding; actin filament binding
Source: RefSeq, a predicted model, not a curated record
GGUCGGCCUGUUUUCCCCGCCUGCAUGCCAGCUGCGACCGCCGAGGCGGCUACGGUGUUCAGAACUUGAGGUGAUGGGGCUUCCUGAGGAGCGGAGCCAGAGCGGCAGCGGCAGCGGGGUCCGGGAGGAGACUGGAGCCCGGAGCGCGGCGCGGAGUUGGGCUCCGCCGCCCGAGGUCAGCAGUUCCGCGCACGUUCCCUCGCUGCAGCGCUACCGCGAGCUGCACCGGCGCUCCUUGGAGGAGCCGAGAGAAUUUUGGGGAGACAUUGCCAAGGAAUUUUACUGGAAGACCCCAUGUCCUGGUUCAUUCCUCCAGUACAACUUUGAUGUGACUAAAGGGAAAAUCUUCAUUGAGUGGAUGAAAGGAGCAACUACCAACAUCUGCUACAACGUACUGGAUCGAAUUGUCCAUGAGAAAAAACUUGGUGAUAAAGUUGCUUUUUACUGGGAGGGCAAUGAGCCAGAGGAGACCACCAAGAUCACAUACCAUGAACUUCUGGUCCAAGUGUGUCAGUUCAGCAAUGUUCUCCGAAAACAGGGCAUUUGCAAGGGCGACAGAGUGGCCAUCUAUAUGCCCAUGAUUCCGGAGCUCGUGGUGGCCAUGCUGGCGUGUGCCCGCCUUGGGGCUCUGCACUCCAUUGUGUUUGCAGGCUUCUCUUCAGAUUCUCUUUGUGAACGGAUCCUGGAUUCCAGUUGCAGCCUUCUCAUCACUACAGAUGCCUUCUACAGAGGGGAAAAGCUUGUGAACCUGAAGGAGCUGGCUGACGAGGCCCUGGAGAAGUGUCAGGAGAAGGGUUUCCCAGUGAGAUGCUGCAUUGUGGUCAAGCACCUGGGGCGGGCGGAACUGGGCACAGGUGACCCUCCCAGCCAGUCCCCCCCGAUUAAGAGGCCAUGCCCGGAUGUACAGAUCUCCUGGAAUGAGGGGAUUGACUUGUGGUGGCAUGAACUCAUGCAGGAGGCAGGGGAUGAGUGUGAGCCUGAGUGGUGUGAUGCUGAAGACCCACUCUUCAUCCUGUACACCAGUGGCUCCACAGGCAAACCCAAGGGUGUGGUACACACAGUUGGGGGCUACAUGCUCUAUGUGGCCACAACCUUCAAGUAUGUGUUUGACUUCCAUGCGGAGGAUGUGUUCUGGUGCACAGCAGACAUUGGAUGGAUCACUGGCCAUUCCUAUGUCACCUAUGGGCCACUGGCCAACGGUGCCACCAGUGUUUUGUUUGAGGGGAUUCCCACAUACCCGGACGUGAGCCGCCUGUGGAGUAUCGUGGACAAGUACAAGGUGACCAAGUUCUACACAGCACCUACAGCUAUCCGCCUGCUCAUGAAGUUUGGAGAUGAGCCUGUUACCAAGCAUAGCCGGGCAUCCUUACAGGUGCUAGGCACAGUGGGCGAGCCCAUCAACCCCGAGGCCUGGCUCUGGUACCACCGGGUGGUAGGUGCCCAGCGCUGCCCCAUUGUGGACACCUUCUGGCAGACAGAGACAGGUGGCCAUAUGCUGACCCCCCUCCCUGGUGCCACACCUAUGAAACCUGGUUCUGCUACCUUCCCAUUCUUUGGUGUAGCUCCUGCAAUCCUGAAUGAGUCUGGGGAAGAGCUGGAAGGUGAAGCUGAAGGCUAUCUGGUGUUCAAGCAGCCCUGGCCAGGGAUCAUGCGCACGGUCUAUGGGAACCACGAACGCUUUGAGACCACCUACUUUAAGAAGUUUCCCGGGUACUAUGUGACAGGAGAUGGCUGCCGGCGGGACCAGGAUGGCUAUUACUGGAUUACUGGCAGGAUUGAUGACAUGCUGAAUGUAUCUGGACACCUGCUGAGCACGGCAGAGGUGGAGUCAGCACUUGUGGAACACGUGGCUGUCGCAGAGGCAGCCGUGGUUGGCCACCCUCAUCCCGUGAAGGGCGAAUGCCUCUACUGUUUUGUCACCCUGUGCGAUGGCCACACCUUCAGUCCCACCCUCACUGAGGAGCUCAAGAAGCAGAUUAGAGAAAAGAUUGGCCCCAUUGCCACACCGGAUUACAUCCAGAACGCACCUGGCUUGCCUAAAACCCGCUCAGUGCCUGCUGCCUUGGACUGCCUUGAACCUCCAAGAUCUCUAGUGCCUCAUCCUCCACCUCUCAGUGCCACUACCAUGAUGGAUGUGACUGAACUUGGGGAGUCUGCCCGCUACCUCCGCCAGGGCUACCAGGAGCAGGUGAAGGUGCACACUGUCCUGUGGGAUGGGAAGAAGCGGGUCUGGGUACCUGAUGAACAGGAUGCUUACGUGGAGGCUGAGGUCAAGUCCGAGGCUACUGGGAGCAGAGUCAACGUGGAGACCAAAGACCAGAAGUUGCUGACGGUUCGUGAAGCUGAGCUGCAGCCCAUGAACCCGCCCCGCUUCGACUUGCUGGAGGACAUGGCCAUGAUGACGCACCUCAACGAGGCAGCCGUCCUGCACAACCUGCGCCAGCGUUACGCUCGCUGGAUGAUCUAUACAUACUCGGGCCUCUUCUGUGUCACCAUCAACCCCUACAAAUGGCUCCCGAUCUAUACGGCCUCUGUGGUAGCCGCUUACAAGGGAAAGCGCCGCUCGGAGGCCCCGCCCCACAUAUAUGCGGUGGCAGAUAACGCCUACAAUGACAUGCUGCGCAACCGAGAGAACCAGUCCAUGCUGAUCACGGGAGAGUCGGGGGCCGGUAAGACGGUUAACACCAAGCGGGUCAUUCAGUACUUUGCCAUCGUCGCUGCCCUGGGAGACGGGCCGGGCAAGAAGGCCCAGUUUCUGGCCACGAAGACUGGGGGCACCCUUGAGGAUCAAAUCAUCGAGGCUAACCCUGCCAUGGAGGCUUUUGGCAACGCCAAGACCCUGCGGAAUGACAACUCAUCCCGCUUUGGCAAGUUCAUCCGUAUUCACUUUGGUCCCUCUGGGAAGCUGGCAUCUGCGGAUAUUGACAGCUAUCUCCUGGAGAAGUCGCGGGUGAUCUUCCAGCUUCCCGGUGAGCGAGGCUACCAUGUCUACUACCAGAUCCUCUCGGGGAAGAAGCCAGAGCUGCAGGACAUGCUGCUUCUGUCCAUGAACCCGUAUGACUACCACUUCUGCAGCCAGGGCGUCCUCACUGUGGACAACGUGAAUGACGGGGAGGAGCUCAUGGCCACCGAUCAUGCCAUGGACAUCCUGGGCUUCAGCGUGGAUGAGAAGUGUGCUUGCUACAAGAUCGUGGGGGCCCUCCUGCACUUCGGUAACAUGAAAUUCAAGCAGAAGCAGCGGGAGGAACAGGCUGAGGCCGACGGCACUGAGAGUGCCGACAAGGCUGCAUACCUGAUGGGGGUCGGCAGUGGGGACCUCCUCAAAGGCCUUCUGCACCCCCGCGUGCGUGUGGGGAACGAGUACGUGACCAAGGGUCAGAGCGUGGAGCAGGUGGUGUUUGCCGUGGGGGCUCUGGCCAAAGCCACCUACGACCGGCUGUUCCGGUGGCUGGUGUCUCGGAUCAACCAGACGCUGGACACCAAGCUGCCCCGUCAGUUCUUCAUCGGCGUCCUGGACAUCGCUGGGUUUGAGAUCUUUGAGUUUAACAGCUUCGAACAGCUGUGUAUCAACUUCACCAACGAGAAGCUGCAGCAGUUCUUCAACCAGCACAUGUUUGUGCUGGAGCAGGAGGAGUACAAGCGGGAGGGCAUCGACUGGGUCUUCAUUGACUUUGGCCUGGACCUUCAGCCCUGCAUUGACCUCAUCGAGAAGCCGCUGGGCAUCCUGUCCAUCCUGGAGGAGGAGUGCAUGUUCCCCAAGGCCUCAGAUGCCAGCUUCCGGGCCAAGCUCUAUGAUAACCACGCAGGAAAGUCACCCAAUUUCCAGCAGCCUCGGCCUGACAAGAAGCGCAAAUACCAGGCCCACUUUGAGGUGGUCCAUUACGCGGGCGUGGUGCCUUACAGCAUCGUGGGCUGGCUGGAGAAAAACAAGGAUCCCCUGAAUGAGACGGUGGUCCCCAUCUUCCAAAAGUCGCAGAACAAGCUCCUGGCUACUCUCUACGAGAACUACGCUGGCUCCUGCUCUACCGAGCCCCCCAAGUCUGGGGUGAAAGAGAAGCGUAAGAAGGCAGCAUCAUUCCAGACGGUGUCCCAGCUGCACAAGGAGAACCUCAACAAGCUGAUGACCAACCUGCGGGCCACACAGCCCCACUUUGUCCGUUGCAUUGUCCCCAACGAGAACAAGACCCCAGGGGUCAUGGAUGCCUUCUUGGUGCUACAUCAGCUGCGCUGCAAUGGGGUUCUGGAGGGGAUCCGGAUCUGCAGACAAGGAUUCCCCAACAGGCUGCUUUACACUGACUUCCGGCAGCGGUACCGCAUUCUGAACCCCAGCGCCAUCCCAGACGACACCUUCAUGGACAGCAGGAAGGCCACAGAGAAGCUGCUGGGCUCGCUGGACAUCGACCACACCCAGUACCAGUUCGGCCACACCAAGGUGUUCUUCAAGGCUGGGCUGUUAGGCAUCUUGGAGGAACUUCGUGACCAGCGUCUGGCCAAGGUCCUGACGCUGCUGCAGGCGCGGAGCCGGGGCCGCCUCAUGCGCCUUGAGUACCAGCGCCUGCUUGGAGGCAGGGACGCCCUGUUCACCAUCCAGUGGAACCUCCGUGCCUUCAACGCCGUCAAGAAUUGGUCAUGGAUGAAGCUCUUUUUCAAGAUGAAGCCACUGCUACGCUCGGCCCAGGCUGAGGAGGAGCUGGCGGCCCUGCGGGCAGAGCUGCGGGGUCUGCGAGGGGCACUGGCCACUGCCGAGGCCAAGCGCCAGGAGCUGGAGGAGACGCACGUCAGCGUCACCCAGGAGAAGAACGACCUGGCCCUGCAGCUGCAGGCGGAGCAGGAAAACCUGGCGGAUGCCGAGGAGCGCUGCCACUUGCUCAUCAAGUCCAAGGUGCAGCUGGAGGCGAAGGUGAAGGAGCUGAACGAGCGGCUGGAGGAUGAGGAGGAGGUGAAUGCUGACCUGGCUGCCCGCCGGCGCAAGCUGGAGGACGAGUGCACGGAGCUCAAGAAGGACAUCGAUGACCUGGAGCUGACGCUGGCCAAGGCCGAGAAGGAGAAGCAAGCCACGGAGAAUAAGGUGAAGAACCUGACGGAGGAGAUGGCGGCCCUGGAUGAGUCGGUGGCCCGGCUGACCAAGGAGAAGAAGGCCUUGCAGGAGGCCCACCAGCAGGCCCUGGGCGACCUGCAGGCUGAGGAGGACCGUGUGAGCGCCCUAGCCAAGGCCAAGGUCCGGCUGGAGCAGCAGGUGGAAGACCUGGAGUGCUCCCUGGAGCAAGAGAAGAAGCUGCGCAUGGACACGGAGCGGGCCAAACGCAAGCUCGAGGGUGACCUGAAACUGACGCAGGAGUCGGUGACAGACGCCGCCCAGGACAAGCAGCAGCUGGAGGAGAAGCUCAAGAAAAAGGACUCCGAGCUGAGUGAGCUGAACCUGCGGGUGGAGGACGAGCAGCUCCUCGGGGCCCAGCUGCAGAAGAAGAUCAAGGAGCUGCAGGCUCGGGCGGAGGAGCUGGAAGAGGAGCUGGAGGCCGAGCGGGCGGCCCGGGCCCGCGUGGAGAAGCAGCGGGCAGAGGCAGCCCGGGAGCUGGAGGAGCUGAGCGAGCGGCUGGAGGAGGCGGGCGGCGCGUCCGCGGGGCAGCGCGAGGGCUGCCGGAAGCGCGAGGCCGAGCUGGGGCGGCUGCGGCGGGAACUGGAGGAGGCGGCCCUGCGGCAUGAGGCCACCGUGGCGGCCCUGCGGCGCAAGCAGGCGGAGAGCGCGGCCGAGCUAGGUGAGCAGGUGGACAGUCUGCAGCGGGUGCGGCAGAAGCUGGAAAAGGAGAAGAGCGAGCUCCGCAUGGAGGUGGAUGACCUGGGCGCCAGCGUGGAGAGUCUGGCCCGCGGCAAGGCCAGUGCAGAGAAACUGUGCCGGGCCUAUGAGGAUCAGCUGAGUGAGGCCAAGAUCAAGGUGGAGGAGCUACAGCGGCAACUGGCAGAUGCCAGCACCCAGCGUGGGCGGCUACAAACCGAGAGUGGGGAGCUGAGCCGCCUGCUGGAGGAGAAGGAGUCUCUGAUCAGCCAGCUGAGCCGGGGCAAGGCCUUGGCCACCCAGAGCCUGGAGGAACUGCGGCGGCAGCUGGAGGAGGAGAGCAAGGCCAAGAGUGCGCUGGCCCAUGCCGUGCAGGCUCUGCGGCACGACUGCGACCUCCUGCGGGAGCAGCACGAGGAGGAGGCCGAGGCCCAGGCUGAGCUGCAGCGGCUGCUGUCCAAGGCCAACGCCGAGGUGGCCCAGUGGAGGAGCAAGUACGAGGCAGAUGCCAUCCAGAGGACUGAGGAGCUGGAGGAGGCCAAAAAGAAGCUGGCGCUGCGGCUGCAGGAGGCAGAGGAGGGAGUGGAGGCUGCUCACGCCAAGUGCUCAUCGCUGGAGAAGGCCAAGCUGCGCCUGCAGACGGAGUCGGAGGACGUGACUCUGGAGCUGGAGCGGGCGACCUCAGCGGCCGCCGCGCUGGACAAGAAGCAGCGGCACUUGGAGCGGGCGCUGGAAGAGCGGCGGCGGCAGGAGGAGGAGAUGCAGCGGGAGCUGGAGGCGGCCCAGAGAGAGGCCCGUGGCCUGGGCACCGAGCUCUUCCGGCUGCGGCACAGCCAUGAGGAGGCUCUCGAGGCUCUGGAGACACUCAGGCGAGAGAACAAGAACCUGCAGGAGGAGAUCAGCGACCUCACAGACCAGGUCAGCCUCAGCGGGAAGAGCAUCCAGGAGUUGGAGAAAGCCAAGAAGGCGCUGGAAGGGGAGAAGAGCGAGCUCCAGGCCGCGCUGGAGGAGGCCGAGGGCGCCCUGGAGCUGGAGGAGACCAAGACUCUGCGGAUCCAGCUGGAGCUUUCCCAGGUCAAGGCUGAGGUGGACCGGAAACUGGCGGAGAAGGACGAGGAGUGCACUAACCUGAGGCGCAACCACCAGCGGGCCGUGGAGUCCCUGCAGGCCUCCCUGGAUGCAGAGACUCGGGCCCGCAAUGAGGCGCUGCGGCUCAAGAAGAAGAUGGAGGGCGACCUCAACGACCUGGAGCUGCAGCUGGGGCACGCCAGCCGCCAGGCCACGGAGGCACAGGCGGCCACGCGGCUCCUACAGGCCCAACUCAAGGAGGAGCAGGCGGGACGGGAUGAGGAGCAGCGGCUGGCGGCCGAGCUCCGUGAGCAGGCGCAGGCCCUCGAGCGGCGGGCCACCCUGCUGGCCGCGGAGCUGGAAGAGCUGCGGGCCGCCCUGGAGCAGGGUGAGCGCAGCCGGCGGCUGGCAGAACAGGAGCUGCUGGAGGCCACUGAGCGCCUCAAUCUCCUGCACUCACAGAACACAGGCCUCCUGAACCAGAAGAAGAAGCUAGAGGUGGAUUUAGCCCAGCUGAGCGGGGAGGUGGAGGAGGCUGCCCAGGAAAGGCGGGAAGCCGAGGAGAAGGCCAAAAAGGCCGUCACCGACGCGGCUAUGAUGGCAGAGGAGCUGAAAAAGGAGCAGGACACGAGCACACACCUGGAACGGAUGAAGAAGACUCUGGAGCAGACGGUGCGGGAGCUGCAGGCCCGGCUUGAGGAGGCAGAACAAGCUGCCCUCCGUGGUGGGAAGAAGCAGGUGCAGAAGCUGGAGGCCAAGGUGCGGGAGCUGGAGGCCGAGCUCGAUGCAGAGCAGAAGAAGCAUGCUGAGGCCCUCAAGGGGGUGCGGAAACAUGAGCGCCGGGUCAAGGAGCUUGCAUACCAGGCUGAGGAGGACAGGAAGAACCUGGCUCGCAUGCAGGACCUGGUGGACAAGCUGCAGAGCAAGGUCAAGAGCUACAAACGUCAGUUUGAAGAGGCGGAGCUGCAGGCCAACACUAACCUGGCCAAGUAUCGCAAGGCCCAGCACGAGCUGGAUGACGCGGAAGAGCGGGCGGACAUGGCGGAAACCCAGGCCAACAAGCUGCGGGCGCGGACCCGGGACGCCCUGGGCCCCAAGCACAAGGAGUGACACCUGAGCCCUGGGCUCUGAAGAGGGGCACCUGCUGUUCGCCCCACCCCGAUCCUGCCCUCUCUUCACGCCUGCUGGAGCCUCGCCACCCCAAGUCCUGCUGCGUCCUGCAUAAACGCGUCUGCAGCCCCGACCGGGUUCCUUC